Penicillium maclennaniae is the source of this 1557-nucleotide messenger RNA. Its product is annotated as sugar porter family MFS transporter. Gene Ontology annotation, molecular function: carbohydrate:proton symporter activity. The transcript has 2 exons. The record is from RefSeq and is a predicted model, not a curated record. Lineage: Eukaryota; Fungi; Ascomycota; Eurotiomycetes; Eurotiales; Aspergillaceae. Bases 1 to 1557 code for a protein of 518 amino acids. Gene Ontology annotation, cellular component: membrane. Gene Ontology annotation, biological process: transmembrane transport; carbohydrate transport.
AUGCCGCGUUUCUUCGGCCUUCGCGGCUCAAAGCUGCACUUGGCCAUCUGGAUGGAGGCUUGCUUCGCCGUCGUCAUCUUCGGCUACAAUCAGGCCAGUGCUGGUGGCGUGCUUGGCGAUCCGACCUUUAACCUCCAAUUUCCCCAGUUGAAUACCAUUUCUACCUCUGGAUCUCUUCAGAAGUACAAUGCCAGAAUUCAAGGAACCGUUGUCGCCUUGUAUACUUUGUUUGGUGUAUUUGGCGCUCUGGGAUGCACUUUCCUGGGAGAUAGGCUAGGUCGUCGAAGAACCAUAUUCUUCGCUAGUGUUGUACAGGGUAUUGGAGCUAUACUUCAAGCCUCGUCCUUCGCCUUUGGCCAGUUAAUCGCGGGAAGGAUUGUGCUCGGUCUGGGCACGGGUGGUAUCAUUGCGACAGUCUCGGUCUGGCAGUCAGAGGUGUCCAAAGCUGAAAACCGUGGUGAGCACGUUUCUGCUUUUGGAAUCUUUUGCGGCUCGGGUCUUGCUCUAGCCUUAUGGGUUGCAUUUGGAAUGUCCUACACACAGCCCAGUUCUGUCUCGUGGCGAUUCACCCUGAUAUUCACUCUGGUCCUAUCGAUCAUGGUGUGCUCGUUUAUCUUCUUCUUGCCUGAGAGCCCUCGAUGGCUCUGCAAGGUCAAUCGCUGGGAAGAGGCCAGAGAAAUCUUGGGGCUGCUCUACGAUAUCGAGCCCCACAGCGAGACGGUCAACAAAGAGAUUGAGAGCAUCCAGAUCUCUCUUGAACGUGCCCGGAAGACCGAUUUAGGCGCUAUGUUCAAGAUGGGCCCCCAAAGGACCUUCCACCGUGUGGUCCUCGCCGCUGUCGCUCAAAUUUUCUUGCAAAUGACCGGUGUCAAUUCAAUUGCAUACUACGCGCCAAGUAUCUACCAGGAGCAGCUUCACUUCAGCCAUACAACUUCUGCGAUUUUAGCUGCAGCGUCACAGCUAGUCAUGGUGCUCGGAGCUUUCUGCUGCUCAUACACCGUAGAUCGCUUUGGUCGUCGAAAGCUCAUGAUCCUUAGCGCUUCAGCCAUGUCGAUCUGUUUUGCGUGCCUCGCAGGCCUGACAUCACAAGCGAAUAAUCCGGCUGCAUUGAAAGCGGCUGUGUUUUUCCUAUAUCUCUACUUCUUUGUUUAUGUUCUCGGCUUUUUGGGCCUGCCGUUCCUCUAUGCCUCAGAAAUCGCCCCGACGCAUCUUCGGGCAGCCACGUGUGGUCUCUCCACUGCAGUCUCCUGGCUUUUCAACUUUCUGGUCGCUGAGGUCACGCCUGUGGCAUUUACCGACAUUGGCUGGAAAUACUUCAUUGUCUACUGCUGCCUCAACGCUGCAUUUGUGCCCACGAUCUAUUUUUUCUUCCCAGAGACGGCCGGUCGGUCGCUUGAAGAGAUUGAUACAGUCUUCGAGGCCACAACUUCAAUCUUCGAUGCCGUGUCUGUAGCCAACAAGCUGCCUAGGCGUGACUACGGUGCGUUCCUUCGGGAGGAGAAGGGUGAAACCCAUAGCGAACAGAAGAGUGCAGAGGUUGCUCAUGUCGAGGCCUGA